Molecule: messenger RNA, 2080 nt
Organism: Chenopodium quinoa (quinoa)
Lineage: Eukaryota; Viridiplantae; Streptophyta; Magnoliopsida; Caryophyllales; Amaranthaceae
Product: violaxanthin de-epoxidase, chloroplastic
Exons: 6
Coding region: 429-1835 (468 amino acids)
Biological process (GO): xanthophyll cycle
Molecular function (GO): violaxanthin de-epoxidase activity
Source: RefSeq, a predicted model, not a curated record
CAGCCCUCCCUUUGUCUUGUUGGUUAGGAUCUUUCCAGAUCUUUAACCAGGUCAGGGGUUCGAGGGUUGGUAGGAGGAGAAAGAGAGAAAGAGUUGAAAAAAUGUCAGAGGUAUUUCAAAAUACCUCCUUUUUGUUUUUUUCAACAAGAAAGAAAAGGCUUAUCCAAAUUCUGAGCUUCCACUCAUUCAUUCAUUCAUUCAUUCACCCUUAAUCACUGAUUCAUUAACAACCCACGUUGCCCGCCCUUUUUCUAUCUCCUCAAACUUCACCUUCUGUUCCAGGUAGGUGACAGUUAAGUGGCUAAGAGAAGAUAAUUACUGAAGAGCGCCUAAAAAGGGUGUCUGGCAUUGCUAGAUUUGGCUUUUUUUGAAUUAUGGAAUUUUGUAUAUAAGUUGGAUUGGUGAUAGUGUUGCAAAGAAUAAUUAACAUGGCAUUAGUUGCACGAUCGAUAUGUUUAUCCUACGACGAUUUUGCUGGUAUGUGCAACAAUGUUUCACACCCGAAUUUUAAGAAAUGGGUUCGAUUGAGGAAGCCAUUUCUUGUCCAAGAUGAUGUUAGAAUGAAGAUAGGGUUUAAUGAGAGGAAGGUUUCAUACAGUAAGUUUAUUGGAGCUUCAAAAAAAUUCCAUCAUCGAAAUCCAGCAAAAUCAGGUCUUAUUUCAUGUGGGUGGGAAGUGAAAUCCUCGAAGGUUAUGUCCAAUGCCGUCAUUCCUAAGAAAUGGGAUCUCUUGAAGUUGAAGGUUGUAGAAGUGACGGCUGUAGUUGCGUGCACAUUUUUGGUCAUGUCUCCGGCACAAGCUGUUGAUGCUCUUAAAACUUGUACCUGUUUGCUGAAGGAAUGCAGAGUUGAACUCGCCAAGUGCAUUGCAAAUCCAUCUUGUGCAGCCAAUGUUGCUUGCCUGCAGACCUGCAAUAAUAGGCCUGAUGAAACUGAAUGCCAAAUCAAAUGUGGGGACUUGUUCGAGAACAAAGUCGUCGAUGAGUUCAAUGAAUGUGCAGUCUCUCGAAAGAAAUGUGUGCCUCGGAAGUCUGAUGUUGGAGAAUUUCCAGUUCCUGAUCCUAGUGUGCUUGUUAAGAGCUUCAACAUAGCAGAUUUCGAUGGGAAGUGGUUUAUAAGUAGUGGUUUGAACCCAACAUUCGACGCUUUUGAUUGCCAGUUACAUGAGUUCCAUGUGGAAGAUGGGAAGCUUGUUGGAAACUUGUCUUGGCGAAUAAAAACACCAGAUGGUGGAUUUUUCACCCGUUCUGCUGUGCAGAAAUUUGUGCAAGACCCCUCCCAACCGGGGAUACUGUAUAAUCAUGACAAUGAAUAUCUUCACUAUCAAGAUGAUUGGUACAUCCUAUCUUCCAAAACUGAAAAUCAACCAGAUGACUACAUACUUGUAUAUUACCGAGGCAGAAAUGAUGCAUGGGAUGGCUAUGGUGGCGCUUUUCUUUACACAAGAAGUGCAACUGUGCCUGAAACUACUGUGCCAGAACUUGAGAGAGCAGCUCAAAGUGUUGGACGAGACUUCAAUAAAUUCAUCCGGACAGACAAUACCUGUGGGCCUGAGCCUCCGCUUGUUGAGAGGCUGGAGAAGAAGGUGGAGGAAGGAGAGAGAGAAAUCAUUAAGGAAGUAGAGCAAUUUGAAGGAGAGGUGGAAAAGGUUGGGAAGACUGAGAUGACAUUGUUUCAGAGGCUAACAGAAGGUUUUAAAGAACUUCAAAGAGAUGAGGAAUACUUCCUCAAAGAAUUAAACAAGGAGGAAAAGGAAUUACUGGAUCAAUUACAGAUGGAAGCGGGCGAGGUGGAAAAACUCUUUGGACAAUCAUUGCCCAUAAGGAAGCUUCGGUAAAAUUUGAGGCGAAGGUAACGAGCUUGUCAAAUUGUUUGUCAUUGUUCGAAAUGAACCUAUACUUGAAAAGAUUUUAAAUACUUUUACUGGUUUUUUUCUUGCUCACAUACGAUUUGUUAGAUAAUGAAGGUUCAUAUUCUUUUGUGUAUAACUUGGAUCUUCAGAGUAUCCGAUAGAUCUGCUUCUUAAACUUCAAAAGAAUUCCCGGUGUAAGAAAAUACUGGGAGAAAACAUUGAAGAAGCAA